Messenger RNA from Phoenix dactylifera (date palm), 629 nucleotides. The record is from RefSeq and is a predicted model, not a curated record. NCBI's taxonomy places the organism in Eukaryota, Viridiplantae, Streptophyta, Magnoliopsida, Arecales, Arecaceae.
GACGAUAACCCUAACCGAUCCCACCCUGCUCCCUCUCCCCCUGCUAUAAAAGGACCGUAAGCACACUAUACAAAGUGAUAUAUCUUCUCCGUCGCUUGCUCUCAUCUCAUCAUCUUUCUCGAUCUCCGCGGAUGGCUGCGAACUCCAUCCUCGCCAACGGCGGCAAGGGGCCGUCGCCCGGCCGCCUCGCGGCGGUGUACAGCGAGGUGCAGACUAGCCGCCUCAACCACUCCCUCCCCCUCCCCUCCGUCGUUAGGGGACCCUUCAAGAUCGUGGACGGCCCUCUGAGCUCCGCCGCCGGGAACCCCGAUGAGAUCAAGAAGCUGUUUCCUAAUCUUUUCGGCCAGCCCUCCGCCACGCUAGUUCCGACGGGUUCCGCUCCUUCGGAGAUGGCUGGGAGUCUUAAGGUCGGAGUGGUGCUCUCUGGAGGCCAGGCUCCCGGUGGGCACAAUGUCAUCUCUGGGAUCUUUGAUUACUUGCAGGAUCGAGCCAAGGGGAGCACGCUGUACGGAUUCAAGGGAGGUCCAGCAGGGAUCAUGAAAUGCAAAUACAUGGAGCUCACUUCAGAGUACAUCUAUCCUUAUAGAAAUCAGGUAUCUGGCUCGCCCUAAUAGUUCUGGAUUAACCAA